Molecule: messenger RNA, 2023 nt
Organism: Hyalella azteca
Lineage: Eukaryota; Metazoa; Arthropoda; Malacostraca; Amphipoda; Hyalellidae
Product: esterase-5B
Exons: 9
Coding region: 31-1905 (624 amino acids)
Source: RefSeq, a predicted model, not a curated record
AGACAUAUAUUCGCCUGUCCCCAUUCGGAUAUGUAUUCAUCAGUUACUGUUAACACGCGAAUAUCCCUAUUAUUCCUUUUAUUAUUCGCAGUCAGUUAUUACAGUGUAGUUAGCGCGUCGUAUGAUGCUGCUCCCCCGAGGGUAGUAACCCCUAAAGGAACUUACAUCGGCAAGCACAUCGUGUCAGGUCGUCAGAAGCGCAACGUCUUCGCAUUCACCGGCAUACCUUACGCCAAGCCGCCCCUUGGCGACCUCCGCUUUGCCUAUCCUGAGCGGCUGACGGGCAGGCUGGGGGAGCACGACGCCACCUCCCCCUCCCCCGAGUGCCUGCAGUGGGACCAUCUUAGGAUGCGCGGCGUCGUGGGUGUUGAAGACUGCCUCUACCUCGAUAUUUACACAAACUGGUACCCGGCGAUAGUUUCAAAAGUAACUCACCAGCCUAUCGUGGUUUUCGUCCAUGCCGGAUCAUGGCUGGCUGGGGGCGGGGCCCAAGACUGGUUUACAGCGGAUUACCUCAUCGAGAACGACGUCGUGGUUGUGAAUAUUAACCACAGACUUGGUGCGCUAGGUUUCCUAUCAACCGAAGACCGAGCAGCCCCCGGCAAUUACGCAAUGAGGGACGUAAUUUUGGCUUUAGAGUGGAUCAGGGAGAACGCUUGGUUCUUCGGAGGCACCAACGAUACCGUGACUGUGAUGGGGUCUGGUGCCGGAGGUACGACAACUCACCUUCUCACUCUGUCACCUCUUGCCAGAGGGGCUUCAACAAAUCACGAUGACUAUAGUCUUUUGGCGCGGGCCAUCUCGCAGAGCGGCACGGCCUACAGCCCGCACGCCAUCUCCAGGGACGCGCGGGCGCAGGCAUUUGCGCUGGCGCGAACCGUCGGCUGUCCGGCGGGACUCGAGUCCGUCCAGCUCAUCCACUGUCUCAGGAACAUGGAUGCCAACGCCAUCGUGGGACAGAUCCCUACGCUCUUUAAAUGGGACGAAGAGCCGCUGCCGUUUGGACCUGUGAUUGACACGUGGAUGAUGGAUGAAGCCUUCUUACCUGACGAGCCACACCGCCUCAUCCACAACAAUAAAUUCCUUCAGAUCCCCUGGAUGUGCGGUACUAACAGGGAUGAUGGCGCCUUCAGAGUUAGAGACAUUCUGCACGACGACGUGCUAGUACGACAGCUGAACACAGACUGGGACCGUGUAGGUCCAGUGCUGUUGCACCUCACCAAAGACUCCUGCAAAGACCCGGUUGCUGUUGCCAGACAAAUACGACAAUACUACAUCAAAGACAAGAAGUUUGGCGACGAGUCUUCUAAAGAGUUCGUGGAGAUGAUGACGGACCGCUUCUUCGUGUACCCCACGGAAAAAGCCAUGCGCGACCACUGCUCCCGCCUCCAGGGGCAGUACACGUGGUGCUACCGCUACGUCCUCGACUUCUGUGGUCGUAAAAGCUUCCUCGAUAUCCUGCAGCAGGAUACUGCCGACGCCGCAGCCAAGGAGGCAUUCGGAUUCGCAAACCCGCGUUUCCAAAACACACGGGAUGCCCACGGGUGGGGUGUGGGCUUCAUGGACGAACUCUUGUUCUUGUUCCCGUCCCCGAAGCUGAAGUUGUUCUACGCCCAGCAGCACAGCAAGGACACCUCGUCUUCAGUGUCCACAUCCAUGAUCAUGUUGUGGACAAACUUCAUCAAAGGAGGUGACCCCACGCCUCUGCUGCCGGGUUAUCCUGACGAUGUAUCCCCUUGGGGAACGUGGUGGGAACCAUAUUACGUGGGCUACGACAUUUACCUCAAAAUAGACCCGGACAUGGAGAGUAGAGACACUCCUUAUAGAGCUGAACAACGGCAGUUCUGGGACUCGCUGCCUCUCUUUGAAAACCGAGACCACAAUAUCAUUAGAGAUGAAUUGUGAGAAUUUGAUCUAUAUUAGUUCAAAUUCUUCAAUUACACAUGCUAAUUUACGCAUUUCACUGUUUCAUUCUAUAUACUAUUUCUAAAUAAUAUAUAUUUUUCAUUCAUGUAAGAAUUCC